Hyaloscypha bicolor E is the source of this 1155-nucleotide messenger RNA. RefSeq lists its product as uncharacterized. The transcript is spliced from 3 exons. Bases 1 to 1155 code for a protein of 384 amino acids. Lineage: Eukaryota; Fungi; Ascomycota; Leotiomycetes; Helotiales; Hyaloscyphaceae. The record is from RefSeq and is a predicted model, not a curated record.
AUGAGUAGACUGCCGCUGAAACUGGAAGCGCAGCAACAGAGGGGCCAGAUCUCACAGGUGCAGAGAGUCCAGUUCCGGAAACCACGUAUCCGCUUCAGGACCGUCGCUACAACUGCCAUCGCCGUAUAUGUCUGCUAUCACAUCUACUCCAAGGUUGUGCUUGAUCCGUUGGAGCGUGCUGCCGUUGAAGCGAUGAAGGAUAUCCCCGAAGAACUUACAGAGGAAGAUCACAAGCCGAUGUUUAUUCCAUUUCCAGGGACUACGAAACAGCUGAAGCCAAAGCCAUAUCGUGGAAGCGAUCCAGAAUGGCAGGAGUUUAUUAAAUUCAGCAAGGACCAGAAACUUGCACAAAGAGUCAGAGAGGAACUUGCAAACUAUGUUCAGCAAGUUGCGCUUCGGCAUCCAGUUCUAGCAAUACGGUGUGGAAAACAGAUGAAGUUAAGGCGGUAUUGGCUGGAUGUUGAUUUCCCUCAACAUGCCCCUCCCGAGUUUGAGCGAUCGGGGAUAGAAGUUGGCGACGAUUAUAUUACCUGGGGAACACAGCCUGUCGACUCCCUCACCGUGUUCAGACUCCGUCAAGCUUUGUGGCCAUCGGCGUUGAUCAAAUCGUUUUGGAGCUUCACCAAAGUCAUGAUUGUCGACGAUGUAAAAAGAAUCGCAGGGAUACUCGGAAUUAGAUCUAGUCCACCACCGCCUUCACUCGAGCAAUUGCUUGCUCGACACCAACAACUCAUGAAAGGGUCUCAGAUCCCAUCAAAGGAUGGCCCUCCAGCACUACCUCAACCUGCUGGUGAUGCCACGAAGGCGAUCACUGCAGCCACACCAGCCGAGAAAUCCACUGUUACCGGGAAAAAAGAAAACGAAAACGAAAUGGAAAUCUCAGCUGCUGCGAUGGCUUUUCACGGACAUUUCUUCCGUGCCAUCAUGGCAUUCAAGGCCAAAAUGGCCCAAACCUGGCGGCCUGCACCGAACUACCCACCGAAAGGAAGUAUUUUAGUGUCCGGAUUGGUGGAAUUGGACUCGCCGAAAGCCUGGUUAGUCUUCGAUGUGAAGGCUGCUUGGGAUCCGAAGACAAGAUCGUAUGAUGCGAGGAGUAUGCAUCUUCAACUCAGACGGAUGCAGUUGAAGAAGCAGGGGCCUGUUGGUGGAGGAUAA